This is a messenger RNA of Exophiala xenobiotica, 786 nucleotides long. RefSeq lists its product as uncharacterized. NCBI's taxonomy places the organism in Eukaryota, Fungi, Ascomycota, Eurotiomycetes, Chaetothyriales, Herpotrichiellaceae. Bases 1 to 786 code for a protein of 261 amino acids. The record is from RefSeq and is a predicted model, not a curated record. The transcript is spliced from 4 exons. Gene Ontology annotation, molecular function: oxidoreductase activity.
AUGCCUUUUCCCUACAAGAAAGCUGUGGUCAUUGGAGCCACGAGUGGUAUCGGCGGGGCCUUCGCCAAAAGAUUGAUCGAAGACGGGUCCUUCGUGAUCGCAGUUGGGCGCCGAAAAGAGAACCUCGAAAAGCUCGUACAGUCCUUUGGCCAUGAUAAGUGCCAGGCUGUGCCAUUUGAUAUCACCCAACUCGAUUCCAUACCACAUUUUGUCACUAACAUCACCAAUACUCACCCGGAUGUUGACUGUAUCAUGCUCAACUCCGGCAUUCAGAGAAGAACAGACUUCAGCGAGCCCGAUUCGAUAGACAUGGCCUCGGUGCAGCUAGAGUUCAACACCAACUACAUUGCCCAUUUGGCGCUGACCAAAGCAUUCUUGCCAUUCUUGCAAAAGAAACAGACUGAGGCAGCUUUGGUAUACGUUACCUCGGGACUGGCCCUGGUUCCCAUCCUACGCUGCCCCAAUUAUUGUGCUAGCAAGGCAGCAUUGCAUCAGUUCAUACUCUGCCUGCGAGAACAGUUAAAGAGCUCGAAGGUCAAGGUGAUCGAGGUCUUCCCACCGGCAGUCCAAACAGAGCUCCACGACGAGAAGCAUCAGCCUGAUAUCCAAAACGGUCGAUCGAUUGGCAUGCCUCUCGAUGAAUUCAUGGAUGAGGCAUAUGCCGGACUGGUUGGUGGCGCGGACCAGAUUCCCGUUGGAAUGGCGAAGCGGGCAUUUGACGGGUUUGAAGUAAAACGUCAAGAGGCUUUUGCGCACAUGUUGAAGAUGAUGGGUGGCGGCCCUUAG